AUGGCGGCUCCAAUCCCGACUCAGCCCAUGCCGGACGAGACCACGACCAUUCAAGUAGGAGACCUUGGGAUCUUCUCGAUGCGAGCGGUGUAUGAUGCACUGGCCAGUAGUCUCCAGGUGCCGCAAAGACACACGACUCUUGGACAUGUCGAGCGUCAGGAAAACAAUACAUGGGCUCUGGCACCGCCGGCACGAUGCGACAAGCCAGGCUUCACAAUGCAGCAAGAAAGCAAAGCAGACGACAGCGAUUGCUCCUGGACGGGCGAAGAAGACUCCGGCGACUUCUACGUCCGUAUGCGGCGCCAGCUGGACGACUUCAUCCUCUCCCCGGACCAGACCACCCUCACCACCGAUUCCCUCUCCCGCCACGAGCGCCGCUUCGUUCACGCUUCUGCCCAGGUAAUGCACCUCGGACACGCCAGCCUUGGACCACCUCGAAGCCGCAAUCGCAGCAUGGUGAUCUACAAGACCACACAGCCCACCAUACCAUUUGUUCUGCAGGCGACUGAGAGAGAGCAUCCUCGCACCAUCUCUUGGGCACCGGACAUCGAUGUCGACACCCAAUCCUUAGCUUCUGCGAGCACCAACCGCAAGCGCCCUCGUCUAGAGAAAGUGACCGGCGGCUACCCUUGCCAGUACUGUCCAAAACUCUUCGACCGUGCCAGCGAACGCAACAAGCACGCCCAAGCCCACCAGCCGAGCUACACCAACCGCCACAUCUGCCCUCUGUGUCAGAAAGGCUUCCGCUAUCCCAAGGAUCUCCGACGACACACCACUCGCGUGCACGAGAACAGCGCGACAAGCCGGCCGAUCUUCGAUCCCACCUACGCUUCGUUUGGGAGCAUGACGCUGAGUUCGACCUUGACGUACGAGAGUCGCAUACCGAGCGAGACGAGCUUGACGUUCAAUUCGCAGCCGACGAGUAAGAACUGCAGUCCGAGUCUGUUGGGCCAGAAGGGGGAUGUAGAUGCGGUGGAGCCGUUGUGUUUGGACAUGGGAGAUGGGAUGGGUUUGGGAGGGGAGUUUGGGCUGCCGUUCCAGGAGCUGGCGGAUUUCGAUUUUGAUGGGCAUGAUUUUGGGGAGGAGGACGGGUUGGAGAUGAUGAAGGUGAGGAAGUAG
Saxophila tyrrhenica is the source of this 1119-nucleotide messenger RNA. RefSeq lists its product as uncharacterized. Gene Ontology annotation, molecular function: nucleic acid binding. The coding region runs from base 1 to 1119 and encodes 372 amino acids. NCBI's taxonomy places the organism in Eukaryota, Fungi, Ascomycota, Dothideomycetes, Mycosphaerellales, Extremaceae. The record is from RefSeq and is a predicted model, not a curated record. The transcript has a single exon.